This is a messenger RNA of Kalmanozyma brasiliensis GHG001, 540 nucleotides long. Its product is annotated as RlpA-like double-psi beta-barrel domain protein. Lineage: Eukaryota; Fungi; Basidiomycota; Ustilaginomycetes; Ustilaginales. Bases 1 to 540 code for a protein of 179 amino acids. The record is from RefSeq and is a predicted model, not a curated record. The transcript has a single exon.
AUGACUCAGAUCAGACGUCUCUUGACGCUGCUUGUGGUGGCAACGAGCCUCGUUCUCGUCCCGUCAGCCACUGCCGACCUUGUCGACAACUCCAACGAGCUUCCGUCCAUCAUCAAUGAUGCUGCUCCGGCACACCUGGCCGACUCGCUCGCUGCGUAUUCCCAACCUCGCAUCCCCAUCAACGCCGAGCAAAGCGCCAAGAAGGUUCGUCGACACCACAAAUCGCGUUCGGGUGCGCACGUUUCGGGUGGCAAAGCGACCUACUACGCCGGACACCAGCUCGACAAUCCCGCCUGUCCAGGCGCCACCACCCCGAACGAUAGCAGCAUGAUCGCGGCUAUCUCGGACGACUCCCCUUUUGCCUGCGGCGAUCAACUCAGGAUCAAAGACCCCAAUGGCAAGGAGGCAACCGUACAUGUGGUUGACAAGUGCGCAGGUUGCACGUCCAACUGGCUCGAUGUCACAAAGGGCGUCUUUACUAAGUUCGACUCGCUGGAUAAGGGCGUCUUGGAGGGUCUGGAGAUCAGUAAGGUCGGCUAA